Messenger RNA from Salvelinus fontinalis (brook trout), 4522 nucleotides. RefSeq names its product palmitoyltransferase ZDHHC3-like. The coding region runs from base 649 to 1548 and encodes 299 amino acids. NCBI's taxonomy places the organism in Eukaryota, Metazoa, Chordata, Actinopteri, Salmoniformes, Salmonidae. The record is from RefSeq and is a predicted model, not a curated record. The transcript is spliced from 7 exons. Gene Ontology annotation, cellular component: Golgi apparatus; endoplasmic reticulum. Gene Ontology annotation, biological process: peptidyl-L-cysteine S-palmitoylation; protein targeting to membrane. Gene Ontology annotation, molecular function: protein-cysteine S-palmitoyltransferase activity.
UUUGGACCGUACACUUCAACGACACAAUAUCACCAUCUGCCGGCCUUUGGGCCAUUAGCUACACUAAUAUCCUACAUCGGUUUUUAGAUGCAGUUCUUUGGGAUUGGGUAGGCAAAUCUGUUGAUAGAUCUGCUUGCAGAGGCAAAAAAAUAUACUGAUAACGAAAGGGGAACGCCAGAUAACCUUUGGAGCGCACAGAAGUCUUGCGCAUGGAAGGCAGGGCACUUCCUGUUUUUUCCUCUGAUUUUUUUCUUGCUUGCCAGAGAGCGCUUUCUAUAUUGAGUAAUGGGGAAACAGGCAUCCAUCCACCUAACUAGUAACGUUAGGUCUGCACUUAUGGACAUUUCCAAAUGAAUCACAGGAAAUAUUGAAACUAAGUGGUUUUGUAGUUUAACGAUGGACUCGAUACGUCAAGCGUGAAUAGUGAGACACAACAAGGUGUACUGCUAACUACCUCCACACUAGCUAGUGAACGUAAGCUAGCUAACUUGGUACAAUCAGCUACGAUUUACUGUUGUGAAUGGUGUAACGUUACCUAACUAACGUUUGCGUGCCAGACAGUCAAACAGAGUAACGUUUCUCUUCUCUGAAAAGUAUUUCCUCAACCAGGAAAGAGCAGCAUGCGGCGAGAUCUGCAUCCGUUCUAGAAUGAAGAAGAGCCCGGCGCACCGUUGCAGGGACAUCGAGAGGCAAGCCGGUUACCUGCAGCCGGAGCACUGCGCCCCUCCUCCGACCCGCCCCCGCUCCGACGCCAUGUGGUUCAUCCGCGACUGCUGCGGCAUCGUGUGCGGCGUCGUCACCUGGGGCCUGGUGUUCUACGCCGAGUUCGUGGUGCUCUUCGUCAUGCUGCUGCCCGCCAAGAACCUGCUCUAUAGUCUAAUCAACGGGGCACUGUUCAGUACCCUCGCCUUCCUCGCCCUGGCUUCGCACGCCCGGGCCAUGUGCACAGACCCGGGUGCGGUGCCUAAAGGGAACGCGACCAAGGAGUUUAUCGAGAGCCUGCAGCUCAAGCCCGGUCAGGUGGUCUACAAAUGUCCCAAGUGCUGCAGUAUAAAGCCCGACAGAGCUCACCACUGCAGUGUGUGUAAACGCUGUAUCAAGAAGAUGGACCACCAUUGCCCAUGGGUAAACAACUGCAUAGGAGAGAAGAACCAGAAAUUCUUUGUGCUUUUCACAAUGUACAUUUCACUGAUAUCCCUCCAUGCCCUGGUCAUGGUUGCCUUCCAUUUUAUCUUCUGCUUUGAGUCCGACUGGACGAAGUGCAGUACAUUCUCUCCUCCUGCGACCGUCAUCCUCCUCAUCUUCCUCUGCUUUGAGGGACUCCUCUUCCUCAUUUUCACCUCAGUGAUGUUUGGGUCGCAGGUCCAUUCCAUCUGUACCGAUGAGACGGGCAUAGAGCAGUUGAAAAAGGAGGAGAGAAGAUGGGUUAGACGGACAAAGUGGAUGAACAUGAGGGUGGUAUUUGGCCAUCCGUUCUCCAUAGCCUGGCUAAGUCCCUUUGCAACCCCUGACCACGGGAAGGCAGACUAUUACCAGUACGUUGUCUGAGAAGAAGACGCCAAGCUCCAGCACCCAUGCUACCAGCCUGUCUUUCAGGGUGCGGACUGACGAUGCGUACUGUUCCCGUGGCCUGACUUCACUGAGCAUUAACUCUUGACACUUCUUCUCCUUUUCUGUUUUUGAUCAUUUUAAAUUUCAGGGUCUUCUUUGUGAAAAAAAAUCUUUACCUGCCUGUUUUUAAUACUUGCCACUUAUUUUGGUUUCUUUCUUUGCCUGGUGCUGAUCUUGAUAUCUGUAUGAAGAAUACGUUAUUUUCCCUUCUGUUCACAAUCACAGCCAAGCCCUGCAAAACCAUCAACUGUAAAAUGAGUCUCUGCUUUUCUCACGUUUACCAUUUUAAAGAAAGCCUUUGCUGAUGUAACCUAGCCAGAGACCGAAUCGGACGUGGCUAUAAACGGGAUAGAAAGGGUAGACGCUCUUAAACCCCCGACGUACAGUAUUUCCUGUAUUUGGUCAUGUCCUGUUUGAGGACUAGGCCUAAACAAAGCAAACGCACGAGCUGAAUCCAGAUUGGCUUUUCAGUGGACGAAAACGAUCAGUUCCAAUAGGCCUAUUUUAUCUUCCCGACGUUGCAGUACCUCAGCCUUUCCGUAAUGUAUCCUUUAUGGUAUAAGCGAUAGCCUUGUUGCCAGUGACACGCUGUUGAUGUACUACUGACCCACAAGGCAUUACAUUUGCUGUUUAGAACAGCCAAAUCUGUUGCUGCAAGUUGCAGAUUCUUUGCCUUUAUAGGCGAUGCGCCCUCUAAGCUGCGCGCAUGCCCGCAGGACUGCCGCGCAGAAGAAAUGCCAUGCCGCACAGACUCGAGAGAUUGAACUUCACCGAGUUCACCCCAUUAGUUUGCACUACGUAGAUCAACGAUUUUUUUCUGUGAUCGAAUCAACAUUAUAAACUGGGAUGUUGGAGCCCUGAAUGCUGAUUAGCUGACAGCUAUAUCAGACUGUAUACCACGGGUAUGGCAAAACAUGUAUUUUUACUGCUCUAAUUAAGUUGGUAAACAGUUUAUAAUAGCGGUAAGGCACCGCUGGGGUUUGUGGUAUAUGGCCAAUAUACCACAGCUAAGGGUUGUAUCCAGGCACUAUGCGUCGUGCAGAAGAACAGCCCUUAGCCGUGGUAUAUUGGCCAUAUAGCACACCUCGGGUCUUAUUGCUUAAUUAUAUCAGCCCCUUUAAGCUGUUUGUUAAAAACUAGUCGGGUAAAAAGCGUGUGUGUCUUAAUUAAAGGGGCAGUGUUGUAUUUUGAGACAGGCUUGAAUAUGGAAAUGAGCCAGUAGGCAGAAGGGUUGCCUACGCUGUCUAAUUCUCUGACUGGUAAUAAUAAUGAAUUAUUUGUAAAGUGGUUUCUUGCAUCAUACAAUGCAAUGUACAUAUUUGGCCCAUGGUGUUACAGACCAAGUAAAAAGUCAUUACUUAAUGUCAAGCCCUUCAUAAUGUAAAAAUGUUUAAAGGUAUCAUGCAAUGUAGGCCUGCAUCGAACACCACAUACAGACUACUGUAGGCUAUAUCAUAGAAAUCAAAAGCUAUUUCUAUCUGAAAAUGUUAUGGGAUUUGCUCCAUUGGUUUUGUUGGUAGGACUACAUUAUGCUCAAAUAGCCACAAUAGCCUAUUGGCUAGUGUCUAAAACUGUAAGGGUUCCACCUCAGUAUUCACUGUAAUCGCGUGCUGGAACUUGCAUAAAAUUCUCACAAUGUUCAGGUUUCCGCUCACAACACCUAAAUUUUGCUCAGUCCCCCGCCCAAAAUGUUUGCUUAUAGGACAGUACACCAUGGACAAUGGCAGUUGGGUAAAGAUAUUUUUGUAGCUCUGUAACCUUAAGUUUCAGUUGAAUAGGGUAUCUGCUUCCUCUCACGGGCUGUCAGUCAUGUGCAGGAUGGGUCCCCCUCCAAAGGUCGUGACAGGAUGAGAUUGGGAACAACAAUGGAUUGAAAGUAGCGGCUGGGGACAGUGGUUGAGGGUUGUCUGUUGUAGCAUGCUGUCUUACUGGCUGGUGUAUGUGACAACUGUUUCUAUAGAAAAAGUACUGUGAUGCCCUCUGACAUUUUCAUUUGAUCACUGAAUAACUACGAAACUGGUAAAUCAAAUGUACAUAUUAUUUCUACUUUUUUGGGAACAGAAGCAUGCAGCUAAGUGUAAUUCGUAUCAAAACCAGGCUAUCGGCUUGACAUUGUGGUUAGGAAUCUGGCACAGCUGAGCUCUGCAGGGACAAACAUUGGUGAUGACAUUUAGGCCAGUGAAACGUGCACUGAAUCUUGAAAGAACAUUGUGGACAAUGCUAACUAGUUCACACACUAUGAAAAGCCACAGACCGGUCUCCUAAGAGACCGUGUGGAUUGGCUCAAGGCAAUUGGUCACCAGUUGCAAAACAAACAAGCUUCAUUCAAAGCAGAUACUUCAGUGAAAAUGCCUUUUGUCUGUGAGAAAACGAUCACACAAUCAAUCUGUGUGUUCAGAAGCCUUACUAUAGAAAGAGUAUGGGCUGUUGGUGAUGAACAGAAUGGCUAUGGCUACAUCCCAAAUGGGGCUCUAUUCCCACAGGGCUCUAGUCAAAAGUAGUGUACUGUGUAGGGAAUAGAGUGCCAUUUGGGCCACAGACUAACUCAUGUAGAAUAUUUUUGGUGCCAUAGGAAUCUCUGAACUCUUUCACCCUCCCCGCAUAUCAUUUGGUACAGCUGAUGGUGGAAUGUACCAUUGAGGCCACAGGGGAACUUUCAGAAACAUUUGACCUUUUAUGAAAAUGCAUUUUUACCGACUGUCAAAGCCAUGCUGAAUGAACACCAUGGUUAUGUAUUCAUCAAACAAAAAUGUUUAUCUUUUAAUUGAGAAUGCAGAGUGCAUUUGCACGGCAUGGGUGUCAUUUGAAAUGUGUAUGGACCGCAUUUUAUAGAUUUAAAAAAAAAAUGUAUUAUGAUGAAUAAAAUCAACUUUGAAGUCACUAAAGCAGCAUGACACUAUCAUGACAGUCA